CCAAGGUGUACUUUAUUAUUUCAAUAAUUUAUUGUUGCAAAUUUAUUUGUUGCAGAAAAUGUUGAUGGAUGAUUUGUUACCUACUCCAGCCAAUAAGAAAAUGAUAGGGCUAGCUUUAGCCUCAUCUUACACGACAAGGAGGAAGUGGAUUCUCACCUCAAGUCCAUCUUUCACAGAAGUUUUAAAUGAGUAUAAGCACCUAAGCAGCUAUGAAGGGGAUAUGGUAAUCUUUUUUAUUCUACUAUUCUUGUCCUUGAGUUAAAAAUAUGUUUAUAGUUAAUGGUUUAUUGUAACAUUCAAUCUGUCUCAUAGAUUUUAGAAGAGUUUAAGAGAAUUGAGUGUCUUUACCAAGGGGAUUUAACAAUCAAACUUAGUCGGCUUGCACCUAUCAUUGUACAGUAUGCUGGUAUUACCAAGCCCUCUGUAUUGAAAGAAGCACAAGAGGAGUUUCACAAUGGUAAAUCCAAUAGUAUAUUUUGACUUAUAAAAGCACACAGAUUGUAACAUUUACAACACUUUUGUUUUGCUUUUUUUUUAGAUGAUCUUCUUGCCAUGGUGAUGUUACCAAAACUGUUAACACUAACAUUGAACAAGAACAAUACAAAAGAAGAGCAUCUAGAUCACAUCAAAAAAUAUAAAGCAUUAAUUGAGAAAAUUCCUUCAAGUUCUCUCUUUCAAACAGCACCUGAAGGAACUGAUGUUGAGUCAUAUGUUUCUGUUGAGGCUGAUGAUGGAUCUACGCCCACCCCUAUAUUUCCAUUUGUACUGUGGCUCACCAGUGACUAUUGCAGCGGCAAACUUUACCUAAAAAUAGAUAAAAAAUUUGUAUUUCUUGGAAAUGUUGCGCAGGGAAACAGCCAUGCUGUGAUUAGAGCACUAGAGGUGUGUAUGGAAGCGCAUCAUGUGUUUAAUCUUCAAUACCACCCCUACCUGUGCAGUUACUAUGACUACCUCGAGUAUCUUCUCGGUAUGAAAGCACCCAUGAAUUCCCUGAAUAAGUUCAUCACAGCCAUCAGACAAUUAAUGCCAUGAUUAGCUAUUCAUAUUCACCUUGUUAUUUAUUGAAGCAUAUAAUUAUUUAAUGACAUAAUGAAAUCAGUCUUAUUUCCCCUGACUUGGUACGUUUAUACUAAUGCAAUUUAUUUUAUUUCGUCUGUUAAUCCAUGGUUUAAGCCUAUUUGUUGACGUAAUGAAAUCAUCUAGUCAUGUAAAUAUGUUGUCUUUUUUUUACUUGAGCAAUCUAUUUUAAUUUAUGUGUUUAUCCAUGGUUUAAGCAUAAUAAUUAUUCCAUUACUCAAUGAAAUCACUCAUUUAUUAUCUUACUGUAUACGUACUGUUUUCAUAUGCAAAUUUUGUUGAUUUGUUUUACUUCUUAAUAUUUAUUAAAACAUUUUUGGACUCUACAUUGGCAUUUAUGUUGUCUUCUUUCUCUCAACUGCCUUCCACUGUAGUGAAGGAACCUAAA
Frankliniella occidentalis (western flower thrips) is the source of this 1465-nucleotide messenger RNA. RefSeq lists its product as uncharacterized. The transcript has 2 exons. The record is from RefSeq and is a predicted model, not a curated record. Bases 553 to 1032 code for a protein of 159 amino acids. Lineage: Eukaryota; Metazoa; Arthropoda; Insecta; Thysanoptera; Thripidae.